UAAGGUAACACACGGUGUUGCCUUGAAAAAAUGUUUGUUUACAUAAUUUAAUCAUCAAGUUUGACUGUAUAAAUUAAAUUUUAUUUAAAUUUACAUUAAAACCCGGACCUAUGGCUAACUGUUAGCGUUAGCUAACAAGCUAAGAGCACUCAGACGGUGACAACUGGCCAGUAAAGAUAAACGUUUUCAACCUUGGCUUUUGAUCGCAGUAUCACUGAGUAAGUGUCCAAAGCUCAAACCACGGGCAGAUAUGUGUUUCUUCUUGCUGUCAAAUUACAGCAAAACAACUCUGAGGAUUUAAGCUAGUUUGUAGUCGAUAUCCGGCAGCUCGUCUUUAACCAUGUGGAAAAACACGAGCAGCUAUAAACUGAUGUUUUCCGAGCUGAAGCUAUGGACUUUAGGAAAAAAUAGAUGGACAAGUCGACUUCUUGAAGGCUUUGGUGGAUGUGGAAAAGCAUAUUUGUCUUCUAGUUAUCCAAAGGUGUGUAUUGUUGGAAGCGGUCCAGCAGGUUUCUACACUGCACAGCAUCUUAUCAAGGCUCGCCAAGAUGUUGAGGUCGACAUCUACGAGCGGCUUCCUGUCCCCUUUGGCCUCGUCCGGUUCGGAGUGGCCCCUGAUCAUCCUGAAGUCAAGAACGUCAUCAAUACGUUCACACAAACAGCGAAACAUUCACGCUGUAGUUUUUACGGCAACGUGAACGUUGGGACGGACGUGAGUGUCAGCGAGCUGCAGGAAGCCUACCACGCCAUCAUACUGAGUUAUGGGGCAGAGGGAAACAGGAGUAUGGGAGUGCCAGGCGAGGACUUGGCUGGCGUGUACUCUGCCAAAGACUUCGUAGGCUGGUACAACGGGCUGCCAAGCUGUCAACAGCUGAGUCCAGACCUGAGCUGUGAAACAGCCGUCAUCCUCGGACAAGGCAACGUGGCCUUGGAUGUAGCAAGAAUCCUGCUUUCUCCCUGUGAUAUUCUUAAAAAAACCGACAUCACCCAGCCGGCUCUGGAAGCGCUGGCAGAAAGUCGGGUCCGCCGGGUGCUGGUUGUUGGCAGGAGGGGGCCCAUGCAGGUGGCGUGCACCAUCAAGGAGCUCAGAGAGAUGGUGAACCUGCCAGGCACCCGUCCUGAGAUGGUGGCAGCUGAUUUUAAAGAAGUCACAGAAGCUCUUAAAGAUUUGCCGAGGCCGAGGAAGCGUCUGACAGAGCUGAUGCUUAAGACGGCUUUGGAGGUCCCUGGAGAGAUGGAGCAGGAGAGACGGAAAAACGCCUCCCGCGUCUGGGGUUUCCGAUUCUUCCGGAGCCCCAUUGAAGUGUUGGCUGAUCCCAGUGGCCACAAAAUAGCUGGCAUCCGACUGGCAGUCAACACGCUGGAGGGUUCAAGAGAAGGAGCCCGGGCUGUGCUUACUGGAGAAGUGGAGGAUGUUGCCUGCGGUCUGGUCAUCAGCAGUAUUGGCUACAAGAGCCUCCCCAUCGACCCAUCGGUGCCUUUUGACUCCCACAAAGCCAUCGUACCGAACUCUAUGGGUCGUGUUCAACAAGCUGCAGGUUUGUAUUGCAGUGGCUGGCUGAAAACAGGCCCCACAGGUGUCAUAGCCACCACCAUGAACAACAGCUUUGACACGGCACGAUCGCUGCUGGAGGACAUGGACUCAGGAACACUGGAUGUGACUGCAGCCAAGCCUGGUUCACACAGCAUCAGAACCCUGCUGGAAAAGAGAGGAGUGAAACCAGUGACUUUUUCAGACUGGGAGAAAAUCGACCGUUUGGAGACGACGAGAGGGGAAGCUCGUGGAAAACCAAGGGAAAAACUUCUGACCGUGGCGGAAAUGCUGAAAUCAGCUCGAACAUGACUAAAGAAAACAACUAAGUAGUGUAAAACAGAAAGUACUUGUUACAUUAUCACUGGGGACCAUAUUGAAAACAAGGGAUGCAACAGAAAUGAUAUAAAGAGCUUAACAUGGAUUUAAUUCAUAGUUAAAAACUACUCAUGACUUUGUCUUGAGUUAUCCAGUUUUUAUUUUGAUAAGCAUUAUCACAGAGAUGUAACUGCGAUACAACGUGUGGAGAUCAGAAAGAUAAACAGGGUAGCAGAGCCACAUUUCAAGAGGAGCCAGCUCCACCUGAAUGUAAUACCGCGGUUUACCACUUAAUUCUGUCCUGCUGGUUUGUAGGAUUAUCUCAGCUCCUCAUCGGAUUACUGCUGUCAAAAUGACUAAUUUAGCUACAGUAUUCAUUCAGACUCAGACAUGCCUACAGAAAUACCUCAAAGAUUCAGAUUCCCAAAGGUGCAUAGGAAGGUUAUGACUGGACAACACACUCAGUCAUGGAAAGAAAUUUUAAUUUUAGAGUUUGAGCCCCGGUGUAUGUGCCUUCAUAUUAAAGUCAGUUCCUUGUCAUUGUCUUGUAUUUACCAUCACAAGCAACAAUUAUGAGCAGACACUGGUAGAUAAACCCCAAAGAAAGCUACUUCAGAGACUACACUGAGCACAGCUUGUUGGUGAUGCUGUUCUGUCCUGAAUCAUGACCUUUGAGUACCUUUGCAUCAGUCAAAAGCACUGAAAGGCUGGCAGGAUGCUUCCUGUUGCACUUAACUCCAAUUUUAAACUUUUAAUGAAGAAUCUAAGCUGUAUUUGUAUCAGGUUAUCUAAAAUGUUUUUACAUUUCUUUGUAAUAAAUAAAACAUGACAAACA
This is a messenger RNA of Melanotaenia boesemani (Boeseman's rainbowfish), 2684 nucleotides long. RefSeq names its product ferredoxin reductase (gene fdxr). The coding region runs from base 341 to 1843 and encodes 500 amino acids. The transcript is spliced from 12 exons. Gene Ontology annotation, biological process: ubiquinone biosynthetic process. Gene Ontology annotation, cellular component: mitochondrion. NCBI's taxonomy places the organism in Eukaryota, Metazoa, Chordata, Actinopteri, Atheriniformes, Melanotaeniidae. The record is from RefSeq and is a predicted model, not a curated record.